AGUCCUCAACUCUCUUGUUUUUUCAAGACAAGGUUUCUCCAUGAGCCCUGAGUGUCCUGGAACUCGCUCUGUAACCAGGAUGGCCUUGAACUCUGAGAUCAGCCUGCCUCUCCCUUGGCCUCCUAAGUGAUAGGAUUAAACCCGGGCACCACCACUGUCUGGCUGUCUUAUUUUUUCAAGGCAGGGUCUAGUGCCCUGGCUGGCCUGGAACUCACAGCAGUUCACCUGCUUCCACCUCCUUAGAGCUGGUGAUAAGGUGUACAUCCACACAUCUAUUUAUUUUCUUGAGAUAGGUUGAAUCAGUUGUCCAGGCUAGACAUGAACUCACUCUGUAGCCCAGGCUGGCUUUGAGUGUGCAAGCCUCUUUCCUCAGUCUCCUAACUAGCUGGGGUUAUAGGCUUGGUUCAAAAGGAGACCAAAGCCAAGACCAGAAAAAUCCUACAACUGAAGUAUAUACGUCACAUUGCUCGUUAAGAGUGCCUUAAACAGUUCACCCUGGAGCAGGACCCAGGCGCGCUGCCCACCACUGCUUCUCUGGUCCUCCACAGCAGCAGUCACACGUGUGCACAAACAGGCUCACGUUAGCUAAGGUCUCUCCUCCACCAGGUCUACCCUCACUUUGCUGCGUCUGGAGCUCGGUUGGCCGAUGGGGGCGUGGGGAGGAAGACUGAUGCCCUGUUCUCUCUCCUCCCCGCUUUCACGACUUCAAAGACACUGCUUCCCUGACCCCAUAGUGACAAAUCUGGCGUCGGGUGUUGGCUGAUUCAAAGCAGCAGAUACUGAGCGCUGGUCUGUUUGUUCAUGCUCCAUUUUCUAGCCGUCUAUCUCUUACGGGCUGGGCAGAAGCCUAGGCACACGGUCGCUACCAUCUGGACCUGGGAUCAUGUCUGCUAACAAGGGCUGGUGGGUGCCACCUGAGGGUGAGGACAACCUGUCUGGGAAGUUCCUAAGGAAGACCAGGGAGUCUCCACUGGUGCCUAUAGGUGUAGGAGGCUGCCUGGUGGUAGCCGCAUAUCGGAUUUACCGGCUGAAGGCUCGAGGUCCCACCAAGUUGUCCAUACAUCUGAUUCACACCCGAGUGGCAGCACAGGCUUGUGCUGUGGGUGCGAUCAUGCUUGGUGCCAUGUACACAAUGUACAGGGAUUACAUCAAGAGGGUGUCAGAGGAUCCUGAGAAGGAGGACCCCUGAGGUGGCUGGACGGCCCAAUUCCCCAGCGGUUUCUGUAUGCGCUAAUAAAGCCAUGUU
This is a messenger RNA of Myodes glareolus (Bank vole), 1246 nucleotides long. It is a transcript of the gene Higd1b, whose product is annotated as HIG1 hypoxia inducible domain family member 1B. Gene Ontology annotation, cellular component: mitochondrion. Lineage: Eukaryota; Metazoa; Chordata; Mammalia; Rodentia; Cricetidae. The record is from RefSeq and is a predicted model, not a curated record. Gene Ontology annotation, biological process: mitochondrial respirasome assembly.